UACGCUGCUGCUGCCUACACUGCUACUGCCUACGCUGCUGCUACCUACGCUGCUGCUACCUACACUGCUACUGCCUACACUGCUUCUGCCUACACUGCUACUGCCUACGCUGCUGCUACCUUCGCUGCUGCUACCUACGCUGCUGCUACCUACGCUGCUGCCUACGCUGCUACUACCUACGCUGCUGCUACCUACGCUGCUGCCUACGCUGCUACUACCUACGCUGCUGCUACCUACGCUGCUGCCUACGCUGCUGCCUGCGCUGCUACUACCUACGCUGCUGCUACCUACGCUGCUGCCUACACUGCUACUGCCUACGCUGCUGCUACCUUCGCUGCUGCUACCUACGCUGCUGCUACCUACGCUGCUGCCUACGCUGCUACUACCUACGCUGCUGCUACCUACGCUGCUGCCUACGCUGCUACUACCUACGCUGCUGCUACCUACGCUGCUGCCUACGCUGCUGCCUACGCUGCUACUACCUACGCUGCUGCUACCUACGCUGCUGCCUACGCUGCUACUGCCUACGCUGCUGCUACCUACGCUGCUGCCUACGCUGCUGCUACCUACGCUGCUGCUACCUACGCUGCUGCCUACGCUGCUGCCUACGCUGCUGCUACCUACGCUGCUGCUACCUACGCUGCUGCCUACGCUGCUGCCUACGCUGCUGCUACCUACGCUGCUGCAGCCUACACUGCUGCUUACGCUGCUGCUACCUACGCUGCUGCUACCAACGCUGCUGCUACCUACGCUGCUGCUACCUACACUGCUACCUACGCUGCUGCUACCAACGCUGCUGCUACCUACGCUGCUGCUACCUACACUGCUACCUACGCUGCUGCUGCCUACGCUGCUGCUGCCUACACUGCUACUACCUACACUGCUGCUACCUACGCUUCAGCUACCUACGCUGCUGCCUACGCUGCUACUACCUACGCUGCUGCAACACAUGCUUUCAAACUCAGAGAGCGGAAAUGUGUUGACUAUAAUACAAGAAAUAUACUCUUGUACCUUAAAUAUUCUUUCUUUAUUAAGAUACUGGAGGGGAGGGAAGAUAAACCGAUAGAAAAUGCGCCUUUAUAA
Molecule: messenger RNA, 1083 nt
Organism: Cherax quadricarinatus
Lineage: Eukaryota; Metazoa; Arthropoda; Malacostraca; Decapoda; Parastacidae
Source: RefSeq, a predicted model, not a curated record